AUGUUCAAAGUGAAAAAGGUGGGAGUGGAGUUUUUGGGAAUUGAAGAAAGAGAAUUACAAUCAUCCUCCUCCUCCUCCUCGUCUUCUCUUAUUUUCUUCCCCAAAUUGAAAUGCCUCAUGUUCGGUAUGAUGCGUGAGUGGGAAGAAUGGGAAGGAGUUCCUCCCCAGAAUAAUAUUACCAUAAUGCCCUCCCUAUCUCGCUUGGCAUUUCACUUUUGCUCGAAACUUGGUACGCUGCCCGACUUCCUGCGCAAGACACCACUACUAAAGACAGUGAUCGUCUGGGAUUCUCGAAUUCUGGGUGAUAAAGUCCGGGACAAAACAAGUGAGGAGUGGGCCAAGAUUUCUCACGUCCCAGACAUCCAAAUGAAGGAAUUAUGA
Molecule: messenger RNA, 381 nt
Organism: Rosa chinensis
Lineage: Eukaryota; Viridiplantae; Streptophyta; Magnoliopsida; Rosales; Rosaceae
Exons: 1
Coding region: 1-381 (126 amino acids)
Source: RefSeq, a predicted model, not a curated record